CUCGGCGUUGCCCGUCCGCAGGGCCCGGCCUCCCCAGGUUCCAUUGUUCUCUGAAGAGGGGUAUAAAUAAGCUGGUAGGCAAUACGAUUUGGUUAAUUCCUAUGUUGAUUUGUAGUGAGACGUUGCAGACAAGGAUGAAAGAUGAAGAAGGAGGAACGGUGGGGACUGAUGCAUCAAACUACAGACGUGCUCCUAAAUCAUGGAAUUGUCAGGUGAUGCGUUUUCUACAGAUCUAUCGGAACUGCUCUUUCAGAAAAAUGUUUCACUUGCCUCAAGUGUAUGCAGCAGAAGUGGGAAGGAAAGCUGAGAAGCUGCCUAAAUUUAUCAGCAGUCCCCAGGCCCCAGAAACAGGAUGGGACAGAAUCUGGGAGCUCUUUGAUCGCAAUGAGAUGAAGAGAUAUCCUGAGGAAAUAACCAACCUCUGGAAGAGUGUCAUCGUAGCUGCAUGUGUUGGGAUGUUGUAUGGGGGCAUUCCCGCUGCCAAACAUGCUAAAAUUCGUUACAUCGAACAGAGUCAAGCUGAGGUGUACAAAAAUCGCUUGGAGGCUGUGAGGUCAGCACAAGAUGCUGCAGUCCGGGGCUUCAUCCGUUAUGGGUGGCGAUGGAGCUGGAGAGUCACUGCAUUUGUGGCAAUAUUCAAUACAGUUAGCACAGGUCUGUCUGUGUAUCAUGAUCAGGAUUUGCUGAAGCACUACUCUGCAGCUGGAGCAAUCACAGGAGGAUUAUUCCGGAUGAAUCUUGGACUGGGUGGAUUCUUAGCAGGCACAACCAUUGGUGCACUAAUGGGGGUUCCAGCUGGGGCAUUGAUCCUGGCAACGCAGAAAGUUGGCGGGGAGACCAUCCGGGAAAGGAGACGUAGAGAGCGGCGAGAGAUUUACGAACUUAGGUUGGAAGAAUGGAAAGCCAGACUCCAAGUGACAGAAGGUUUAAUUGAUGAAAUUGCUGGCAAAGAUUCAAUGGAAAAUGAUUUGGAGAAAUUGGAAGAGCUGUUGAACCAGCCCAGAAAUUUAGAGCCAUCGGUUGAUCGAGCAAAUCUGACUAAAUUGGAGAAUUAAGAAGGGAGUUUGCACGGAUUGUACCAACUGCAAAAGACUUCUGAGAAAUUAUUGUAUAUGCCUGAGCCAGUUACGAAAAUUAAAUCCUUGACUGCUACUGAAGGACAGUGCAGCCAAGGUAAAUUCCAGGGCUGGAUUCAUUGGAACUAUGAUACCCGGAAUUUCUGGCUUUCGGUUUCACCAAUGAUUGUGAAUGUACAGGACUAUUUGCAUAUUCAGAAUGUUCAGUGUGAUUGUUUGUAAUAAUCCCUCUGACUGUGACGUUUUGAACAGUUGGAAAAGUAUUUGCAAAUGAUGAAUCUCUAUGAAGUUUGCAUCUUAGUUGCUUUAAUAGUUUUAACCUGUGCCUACUCAGCUCUUGCUGACUUGGAGAGUGGAGUAAAUUUGCAACUAAAUCCUGCUCGGCACUGAUUCAUAGCUGAUUACUCGGCAAGUGAACUUGGCUGAGUGUGGCUGGCAGUUCUCUCCACAAGAAAUCAGCUAACCGUCUCUCAGGGCUACACCUCAACAGAAUGACCAAGAUUAGAAUUUCACUUGAUGAUCCUUCUUGAACAAACACGCUGAAGUCUCCAAUACCACCUGGGUGCUUAUCUCGUAUUUCGAUAAUUGGAGUUUAGUUUUUUGUUAUAUUUUUAGUACAGGUUAACAUCUUGACAUUAAUUCUUGUCUGUGGCAUUUUAAGCAAUGAUUAUGAUUUAAUAUAGCAACAGAGGAGUUUGUACUGUUAAACCAGUGUGCUGAACUAGAGUACAGUGUAAAUAAAACACACAAGUUGGGCCACAGUAGCAUGAAUUUUUAAAACUUGUGUUGAAAACACAUUCUGAUCUUAUAACAAAGUGUUAUCGCUGGACUAGAUAUUGAUAUACAAAUGAUAAAAGCAUUUUCUUGAAAUCAGGUCAGUGAAAAGUAAAUUCUGCUCUACCUACAGAAUGUGGUUUGUGGUUACAAUAAUGUCUUUAAUAUUGUGCCAUAUUGCAGCAAACAAAGUUGUAUGAGGCAGCAGAUUAGGAAAUGGUUUUGAUUAAUAAACCAUUUUUUACA
Messenger RNA from Carcharodon carcharias (great white shark), 2096 nucleotides. RefSeq names its product translocase of inner mitochondrial membrane domain containing 1 (gene timmdc1). Bases 102 to 1055 code for a protein of 317 amino acids. The record is from RefSeq and is a predicted model, not a curated record. The transcript is spliced from 8 exons. Gene Ontology annotation, cellular component: mitochondrion. NCBI's taxonomy places the organism in Eukaryota, Metazoa, Chordata, Chondrichthyes, Lamniformes, Lamnidae.